Molecule: messenger RNA, 6614 nt
Organism: Neofelis nebulosa (Clouded leopard)
Lineage: Eukaryota; Metazoa; Chordata; Mammalia; Carnivora; Felidae
Product: contactin-associated protein-like 3
Exons: 24
Coding region: 111-4052 (1313 amino acids)
Source: RefSeq, a predicted model, not a curated record
GGCGGCGGCGGCGGCGGCGGCGGCGGCGGCGCGACCCCGGCCGGGAGCGAGCGGGCAGAGGCCCGCGCGGAGCGGCUGCCGGACGCCUCGGGUGCUGGGGCGGGGGGACCAUGGACCGUGCGGCGGGCGCCGUCCUCGGGAUGCUCCUUCUUUUGUCUGCUCGGCCGUGGAGCACGGCGGUGGCAGGGAGCCCUUAUAGCUGUGACGCCCCACUGGCAUCCACCUUGCCUCGAGCGUCCUUCAGCAGCUCCUCGGAGCUGUCCAGCAGCCACGGCCCUGGGUUUGCAAGUCUUAAUCGCAGAGAUGGGGCUGGUGGCUGGUCUCCACGCGUGUCAGAUAAAUACCAGUGGCUGCAGAUUGACCUCGGAGAGAGAAUGGAGGUCACAGCUGUGGCCACCCAGGGAGGAUACGGGAGCUCCGACUGGGUGACCGGCUACGUCCUUAUGUUCAGUGAUGGCGGGAGGAACUGGCAGCUGUAUCGGCGAGAAGAAAGCAUCUCGGGUUUUCCAGGAAACACAAACGCAGACAGCGUGGUACAUUACAGACUCGAGCCUCCCUUCGAAGCCAGGUUCCUGCGCUUCCUCCCCGUAGCCUGGAACCCUAAGGGCAGGAUUGGGAUGCGGAUAGAAGUGUACGGAUGUGCAUACAGAUCUGAGGUGGUUAAUUUUGAUGGAAAGAGCUCCUUGAUAUACACAUUGAAUCAAAAAUCCGUGAGUCCAACAAAAGAUGUCAUUUCUUUGAAAUUUAAGACCAGGCAGACUGAUGGGAUUCUACUCCACCGAGAAGGACAAAAUGGCAAGCACGUCACCCUGGAGUUAGUUAAAGGAAGACUCAUCUUAUCCCUUAAUUCAGGCCAUGCUAACCUGCCGUCCCCUGACGCCCGUGUGACCCUCACCCUGGGCAGCCUGCUGGACGACCAGCACUGGCAUUCUGUCCUCUUGGAGCUCCUGAACGCACACGUCAACUUCACCGUGGACAGGCACACGCAGCAUUUCCAGGCAAAGAGCGGGUCCCGCUAUUUGGAUCUUGAUGAUGAGAUCAGCUUUGGAGGGAUUCCCGGACACAGAAAAUCAGUGGUGUUCCCACGUAAAAACUUUCACGGCUGCUUCGAAAACCUCUAUUAUAAUGGAGUGGAUAUCAUUGAUUUGUCCAAGAAACGCAAACCGCAGACCCUCGUCGUGGGAAAUGUGUCUUACUCGUGCUCACACCUUCAGAUUGUCCCUGUGACUUUCCUGAGUUCCAGCAGCUACUUGGCUCUCCCGGGUGCCUCUGGAGAGGACAAAGUGUCAGCCGCUUUCCAGUUUCGGACGUGGAACAGAGCAGGGCUGUUGCUGACCAGUCAGUUACAACACGGGUCGGGGGCUCUUGUCCUUGUUCUAAAUGAUGGAAAACUCAAGCUGAGUCUCUCCCAGCCCGGACAUCCAUCGAGGGAUGUCACAGCAGGUGCUGGAUUAAGCGAUGGGCAGUGGCAUUCAGUGUCCUUAUCAUUGAAAGGAAGUCACCUGAGUGUGAUGGUGGAUGGCGAGGCGGCCUCUGUGGCUCAUUCCUUGCGUGGACGGAUUGAUUCCGGGGACACCUAUUAUUUGGGCGGCUGUCCUGACAGCGUCUCUGGCUCUGGAUGUGGAGGUCCCCUGGGCGGCUUUCAGGGCUGCCUGAGGCUCAUCUCCAUUGGCGACAAGGCGGUGGAUCCCAUCACAGUGCAGCAGGGGGCGCUGGGGAGUUUCCGUGACCUCCAGAUAGACACCUGCGGCCUCACAGACAGGUGUUUGCCUAGCUAUUGUGAACACGGGGGCGAAUGUUCCCAGUCCUGGGACACCUUCUCCUGUGACUGUGCGCACACUGGUUACCUGGGCGCGACCUGCCAUUCCCCGUUGUACGAGCAGUCCUGUGAAGCCCACAAGCACAGAGGAGACUCUUCAGGGCUCUACUAUAUCGAUUCCGAUGGAAGUGGCCCUCUGGAACCUGCUCUCGUAUAUUGCAACAUGACAGACACCACUGGGACCUCAGUGCAGCACAAUGGCUCACAUCUGGCCAGGGUCAAAAGCUCGGAUGGAGAAAGCCCUCACCCUGUGGCUUUCAAGUACACAGCCAGCAUGGACCAGCUCCAAGCCAUAAUCGACCGUGCGGACCAUUGCCAACAGGAGCUGGCCUUCCACUGCAAGAAGUCAAGGCUUUCGGCUCGCCACGAUGGAACCCCAGUGAGCUGGUGGGUUGGAAGAACCAAUGAAACACACACUUACUGGGGAGGUUCUCUGCCUGAUGCUCAAAAAUGUGCUUGUGGAUUACAGGGGAACUGCCUUGAUUCUCAAUAUUACUGCAACUGUGAUGCUGACCGGAAUGAAUGGACCAGCGACACAGUAGUCCUUUCCCAUAAGGAGCACCUGCCAGUCAUUCAGGUUGUGAUGAGAGACACAGGCCGACCACAUUCAGAAGCCGCGUAUGCGCUGGGGCCUCUGCUCUGCUGGGGGGACAAUUCAUUUUGGAACUCAGCUUCCUUCAACACGGAGACUUCAUACCUUCAUUUCCCUACGUUCCGCGGAGAGUUCAGUGCUGAUGUGUCUUUCUUUUUUAAGACAACAGCUCCUUCUGGGGUGUUUGUAGAGAACCUGGGGAUCACAGACUUCAUCAGGCUAGAGCUACAUGCUCCCUCGGAAGUGACCUUUUCCUUUGAUGUGGGGAACGGACGUUGCGAGGUCACAGUGCGGUCGCCCACCCCCUUUAAUGACAACCAGUGGCACCACGUGAGGGCCGAGAGGAACGUGAAGGAAGCGUCGCUUCAGGUGGACCAGCUCCCCAGCGAGACCCAGGCUGCACCUGCCGACGGGCACGCGCGGUUGCAGCUCAACAGCCAGCUCUUCGUGGGCGGGACGGCCACCAGACAGAGAGGCUUCCUGGGGUGCAUCCGGUCGCUGCGGCUGAACGGGCUGGCCCUGGACCUGGAAGAAAGAGCGACAAUGACGCCGGGCGUGGAGCCAGGGUGCCCGGGACACUGCAGCAGCUACGGACACCUGUGUCGCAACGGAGGGAGAUGCAGAGAGAGACACAGGGGCAUCGCUUGUGACUGCACCUUCUCUGCCUACGACGGGCCAUUCUGCGAAAAUGAGAUUUCUGCAUAUUUUGGAAGCGGUUCGUCCGUUAUCUACAACUUUCAAGAACAUCAUAAUCACACCUUUGGUAAGAACGCCAGCUCCUUGGCGGCUUUAUUUCAUGAGGAUCUGACGCUGACCGGAGAAAUGGCCACACUGAGCUUCCGGACCACAGGGGCCCCCAGCUUACUUCUCUACGUGAGCUCCUUCUACGAAGAGUACCUAUCAGUUAUCCUCGCCCCCAAUGGAAGUUUGCAGAUCAGGUAUAAGCUGGACAGAAACCAGGCACCUGACGUUUUUAACUUUGGUUUUAAAAACCUUGCCGAUGGGCAGUUUCACCAAGUGAAGAUUCACAGGGAAGCGGCCAUGGUCUCUGUAGAGGUUAACCAGAAUGCAAGGAGACAAGCUAUCCUGUCAUCGGGGACGGAAUUCAAUGCUGUCAAAUCCCUUACAUUGGGCACAGUUUUAGAGCCCCCCGGCGCGGACCCGGACACGCUGCGGGCCGGCGCGCGCGGCUUCACCGGCUGCCUCUCGGCGGUGCGCUUCGGCCCCGCCGCUCCGCUCAAGGCCGCGCUGCGCCCCGGGGGCCCCGCCCCGGUCACCGUGCGCGGCCACGUGGCCGCCGCGGCCCGCUGCGCGGAGGGGGCGGGGCCCGGAGCCCCGGCGCGGGAGGCCACCCGCCCGCUGGCAGGUGGCGCAGGUGGCUCUGGACCAACGGACGAGGGACAGCCCUUAGUUACUGCUGACGGAAGUGACUCCGCCGUCAUCGGAGGUGUGAUAGCCGUUGUGAUAUUUAUCUUGCUCUGCAUCACUGCCAUAGCUAUACGCAUUUACCAACAGAGAUGGUUGUACCACAAAAAUGAAUCGAAUAUUCCAAAACAUGGAGACAAUGCUGAGACCGCUCUGAGAAGUGAGCUCAAUCUGCAAAGUACAGUCAGUGAAAGCCAGAAGGAGUAUUUCUUCUGAUGGGCAGUAGAGGCUCACUCAUGCAUGGCCCUGGUGACGCGACUUUCGGGCUGAGCCAGGGGCUCCCAGUGGAUGACGCCCCCUCUCGUCCUCUUGGGACAGACGGUGGCCGUGGGGCGCCGUCAGCUUGCUCGUGUGUGGCCCCAGGAGGCCCUGCUCAGCGCUGCUUCAUGAUCUAUUGAUGUAAAAGUGACUUCGGUGUGCUCAUUAAUCACUGUGUGGCAGUUUCUGACUGUUCGGACCUGAUCUUUGAAAAUUCGAAUGUAUUUUGCAUAAUGACUCUGGGUGUUAAGCGAGGGCAAGGAUUUGAGCUGUGGCUCUACUCGCUUAAGACGGGGACACAGACGUUUAUAAAAGUCAGAGUUGGACUCUGAUGUGCGUUGUGUGGAGGUCUGUAUUUUGCUUCCCUUACCGAUCACCUGCUGACACUCGUAAAGCAGGAAGUGUUUCUCAGAUGGUGUUCGAGUGGUUUCCAUCUUCCUGCACACCAGAGCCUGGUGGCCAAAAAUGCAUUCGAGACUUGGAAAAGAACAUUUUUUGGCUGCUUGUUUUUACUAUUUGUCUCUUUUAAGUCAGUUUGCAUACGUUUUAGUGACGAAGUGCAUCUUGAAUGUCAGCUACGAAAUUCUAGUAUUCUGUUCAUUUAUGGAACAGAAAAAUGCAUAGGUAGCAAAGUGUGUAAAGCAUUCUGAUCUGCAAUAUUUGCUUAUUUUAUUCUGUAACUGCUCAUUUUAAUCUUUGUAAAUUAUGAUAAAGAUCACCUCAUGAUCUUCCCCAAAACAUCUAUUUUCUAACUAAACCUGUGCCCAGGUAUGAACUCUAUAUUUAACACUGCAAAUGUAUCCUUCAUCCAUUCCAUUUAAAUGAAAUAUAAUCUUGAAUUUAUUUCCUUCAAAUGUGGGGUGAUUAGGUCACUAUUAUUUGUUGUCCUGCGGUUCCCUUUUUUCUGAGGUUGUCACAACAAUCUGGUUUCUUACGACUGUCUUUUCAUUUACUAGGGAAGAGUCACAAUUUGGAACUAAAGCUCUCCAUUUCUUUUUCUAAAUCCUGAACUGAUCCAGGCAAACCAUUCCCCGAAGGUGGAAGGAUGCUUUUGCGAAGGGAGGGCGCGGGCUGUAGGAUCUGAGUUAAAUCUGUCGUUCCGCUCAAGCAUCUGGGAUCUCGGAGUCAGCUUCCAUUAGAGCCCCCCAAAUCGACCAGCUCAUUUCGUAGUAGGGUAUAUUUGCAUCCGAGGGGAGCAAAGAACGUACAUUAACCGCGGGAAUCGUGCCAGGAACUCCUUUCGCGGCAGUGGUCACGAGAUGACGGUGUGCAGCCCACCAUUUGCACCCAACAGCCAGUUACACAAAUGAUGUGUCGCCCUCUUCGGAUGCCACCUGGCCACGUGCCUGCUGGGAAUCAGAUUGCUCCCUUUGACCCCAAUGGGACCACCUGGAACUAUACACAUUUAGCCUUGCUAUUACCUUUGAGUGCACACCUACUUUUCUGUGAUUUUUUUUUUUUAAAGAAUAGAAACAGCCUCUAUACUAAGUCUUUUCUCAAGAAAAACCCUUUUUUUGUUUCUUAGGGUUUCAUAUUAGUUUUCUAUGAGGUGUAACAAACCACCACAAUGUAGUGGUUUAACGCGACACACGUUUAGCGUCUCACUGUUUCUGUGGAUCAGAAGGUAGGCAUGGGUUUACUGUUUCCUAAAAAGCUGUAAUGAAGUGUCAGCCCGGGCUGUGUUCUCAUCUGGAGACUCAGCUAGGGAGUCCUCGUUCUUAACGGUUAUUGGCGACAUUCCGUUCCGUACUUCUGGAAGAUUCAUGGAAGCCUGCUUCUGUUCAGGGCUAGCAAGAGAGAGCGCUACUCUAGUCUGCAAAUACGAGGGAGUUUUAUGGAACAUAAAGUGAUGAUGGGAGUGACAGCCCAUCUCCUUUGCCAAAUUCUGUUGGUUGAAAGCAAGUCACAGGUCUUGCCCACGCUCAAGAGGAGGGGUUUACAUAAGGACUGGUAACCGGCAGGCUGAGAUCAUGGGGUCCCUUUAAAGUCACUCUCUCUACACUACUAUAUCUUUAUUGAAGUUUCUUUAAGUGAGCGAUGAAGGAUUUUCGGGAUCUCAACAUAGUAAUGCAUGAGAAACCUACUUGGUGAAUGGUAUGCGUACUUUUCGCCCAAAAGGUCUGCGCAGGUCGGGGAAGGAGUCAACGCAAAAUCAUGGGCCCUGUUGCUUCUACGGAAUGCAUAGUUGAAUCUGAACAUGAAAUCGUUGCAACUUUAACAGAUGAUCAUGUUGAGUUCCAAGAGAAUUCAUCACUUUGGUAGCUGGAAUUUUACAGAUUUAUAGAUAGGGCAAUCCGUUGUACUCUGCUCUCUUUUUAAAAGAGAAAACAAAAUGUUUCUACCAAAUUGUGGUGAUGUAUAAUCCACUUUACCGAUUUGUAAAUGUCAACCUGCUUAUUUGUUAAUAAAAUAACGUUUUUGAAUUAAAUUAGGAAAAUAUUUUUAAGAGAAAUUGACUGGAAUUUGAAUUGUGAAUUAUAUUGUUUUUUCCCCUAAUCUAUUAAAAAAUGAGCAAACGUC